Messenger RNA from Porites lobata, 6198 nucleotides. NCBI's taxonomy places the organism in Eukaryota, Metazoa, Cnidaria, Anthozoa, Scleractinia, Poritidae. The record is from the annotation of a GenBank genome assembly.
AUGGCGUUGCUGGAUGUUGGACCUUUUCUAGAGGGUGUCUCUAUUCUUCAAAGAAAACUCGAAGCUGCGAUGACAAAAAAUAGACUGCUACUUGAGGCUGUAGAGAGCUCACAAUCGAAAUACACAGAUAUCGAUGAAGUGUAUCCUAUUCUCCAAAGCUUAAAGGGAAGACUUGUGGCAUCACAGGCUCCGAACGAAUCUUUGUCGACAGAGCUCGUAAAAUUCAAAUUAGAAAUGGAAUCAUUUGUAGAUGAAGUAUUUAAUAGUCAUGAUAGCUUGAGUAAAAUAAGAAGGAAUUCCCUGCUUCAUGCGAAAGAACUAGAAUGUGAUCGAGAUAAACUUUGGUAUGAGAAAGGAGAAUUGGCAGCGGAACGGAGGAGGUUGGAUUUAGAGCGCGAAGAAUUGAAUGCCCUUCGCACAGUGAUGAAGAAAACCCCUCUGGAUAAAGAAAAAGCAACGUUAAAAGUUAACGAAGGUACUAAUCAUUCAGGUCUUCAGGGUACUGUGGACCAUAAAGAACAAGAAAAAAAUAAUGAAAACAGUUCCUUAAAGACUACACUAAUUGGUAAGUGUGGCUAUAAAUAUUUAUAAACUUGAAACUACAGUAUUACUUUAAUUUGGUAGUUCGAAUAAUGAUUACAUUAAUUUUGGCAUGAUUUGGUGUAAAAUUGCUAAACAGCUGCACCCUAGCUGUGUCCUUAUAGAGAAACACUUUCUACGAAACAUAUAUUCCUCGAAGUAUGAAGGGACUCGGCAGGGGAGAGAGGAAUGGAAAGAGAAGAUGUAAGGAAAAUUAGCUGUCAAAUCGAAUCGCUUACGGUUGUGAGAUUUUGUACCACGUUUUUGGCGAGCUCUUUCAUGACCGGUUCAUAACCUACACUACUAUUUCACCCUGACUUGCCCCCAGUCGUCUGUCACGACCCGGCCUCUCCCUAGAGAGUAGUGGCGUACGGGGUGUGAUGGGAAGGAGGAAAGUGAGGGACAGAAAACCCCUGCUCCCGCCGUGCCCGUUAUGCGAAGACGACUAAGGACGAGUCAGCUUAAGAAGUCUUGGUUAGCCCCGCUAACCUGGGGCUUUCCCACAAAAAAAUCUCGGCAGAGGACUAAAGAAGAAAUCUAUUUUAGGAAGCUGCGGCUAACAGGGCAUUUUUCUAAGACAGUUGAGGCGAGAUGUGCUAUCGGGAAAACUUUUAAAAAAAAGCACCAAAAAACGGAAAUGGCAAUCUGAGAACUGCAGUUUUCUUCGAUUUUUUUUGCCCUUGGUUAGAUUAUAGGGGAGGUUCCUCGGACUUUUACUCGAUGCGCAAAGUUAUGCGCAGUGGCGAAAGGAGGCAACUGUUGUCGUUGUCAUCGUAACUCUUGCAGCCUCUGUGUGUUGGUUGUUAGAAUUGAUUUCAUUUUGUAAUUUUUAUUUACAGGAUCCUGUGAUGCUGAAUGUCCGACAGAACAUGAAACAAGUUUAGAUUAUGGAGAAAGAAAUAAUGGUAAAGAACAAGAGUGGGUUACUGUGACUCAUGUUGAAUGCCAAACGGAACCUGGAUCUUGUGAUGCUGAAAGUCAGACAGAACAUGAGACAAAUUUAGAAAGUUAUCGAGAAAGAAAUUAUGAAAGAGAACAGGAGUCCGUUGCUGUGACUCAUGUUGAAUGCCAAACGAAACCUAGUGGAAAUUUACAGGUAGCUGAUCAUGAAUCGCAGAUUAAGAAAGAGGAAGAGAGUAUUGAAAACUGUCAUAAGGUGAGACUAAAUUUGAAACCUCGAAAGAACCUCAAAAGACAAGUAGCUGGCUGUAUCACUCUUUAACAGGCUGGGUAAAUUUCUUUAAAAGGCGAAAAAUCAGUCUUAAAAGCCAGUUACGUUCUCAGGAAAAAAAACACGUGUCAUCUAACCUACGAAUUAAAUCUAUAUUUAUAUUUCCAGUUCUGUCAUCAGCUUUUUAGCACCUCAGGCCUUGUCAUACGAUCUAAUAUUAUGGCAGGACGUAAGGGCAACAGUAUGUGGAGCCUUAGAUCUCUAAACUUCCUUAUACCUUGAGCAUAAUCAAAGUUUCUGCAUACCGGCCCUCUUGACAAUAAACAUGAUUCUCUUCUUCUUCCAGUAAGCUCGGAUAUCAGCAUACAACGGCGCCACUGGCUGCCGCUGUAGGUGCGGCAGCUAAUGGACAUACUGUAUCAUAUGUUAGUGAUAGCAGGCUUGGUAGGGGUAGACCACACCACCAGGGAAACUUUCCCUACUAUUUUUGAAAAAUAGCGUGGAUACUUUUACGUCCAAUUUGAGUUCAGAGAUGAAUGAAGGAUGAGGAAAAAGCUAUUUUCAAACAUUUGUUUCUCAAGUCAUUUCCAGAGAUUGAUGAUGAUGAACACACAAUGGUCACCAGGCAUCGUCUGUUGUCAAGCAGAUCACAUGUAAGUUGUUUUAGGACAGGAGUCUCUGGACUACAACAUCGAGUGUACUCUGCUCCAGUAUCAAGAGCAAGGGCCAAGCUUCUGGCAAGACAGGAACACGCGCUGAAAAAUUACAAGGUAAUUGUUGAUAUCUAAAUUUAAAAGAAACGCCUCAGACGUUUGACCGCAGUAAUGCCGCCUAUAAAAUCUAGAAAAACUUAGUAUAGACAUGGAAAAAUGGUCAAAAAUGUUAUGUUGAUGAAGAUGCUUUUUAGACACCGUUAACACGGCAAUCGGCGACAAAGUUGCUGAGACAUUGUACUCAAAUAGGGUAACUUGUGAAACAUAAGAAUCCACACCCCUCCCAUGUCCCCUCCAUUCAAAGUUGGGAUGUUUCUUGUUUUCUAAAGGUAGCUCGAACAGUGGCACAACGUUGCAUGGAGGGGAUGGGGGAGGAAACGUUAUCUUUUCCCCUUUUGAAGUCCGGAAAACGUCAAAAAGUCCAUUUAGGGCGAAGUGUCUCAACUCAUUUUGUUGCUGAAUGGGGUUGUGAAAAAUUUCUGAAUGGACAAAUAUUUUGCCUGUGCAACUCGUUUACACGGAGCCGUGCAAAUUCUGUAACAGAUUGCAGUAUCGUUUGUUGUCCUGUGUAAACGAUAGGCGGAACCGUGUGCAAGUUGUGUCCGUUCAAAAAUUUGUCCCAGCUCGUGUUUACGGGGUCUUGAUCAGAUUAGUUAACUAGCGGCACUGCAAAAAUGAUUUUGUGUGUCUGUCAACUUUAUAGGCCCUCGUAGAUGAGCUUUGCAGGACGCAGGAAGAGAAUCAAUCUCUCAAGUUCGAAAGCAGUACACUGGCAAAGAGAGCUAAUGAAAUAUAUUCUGAGCUGUUUCACAUUAAGGUAGAUUGUCUUAUACAUCGACAGCAUUUUUUUCCACUACCAGAAAUAAGAGUCUAUUUAGUGGAGAAGGGUGAAAGGAGGAAAAUUAAGAGAUCUGUGCUCGUUACAGGGUGUCGUGCACGCUCGCGCGCUUCGCUCGCGCAAGACUCUUACGUCACGCUUUACAGAUUUCUUUUCUGAUUUUAAGAAAAAACCGACUGUUUUGCAGUCUAGCGACCGGGCGCCGUAAGUUAGAGCACAGCCUUGGCUUUGUCCUCCUCUACGCAGUAAGCUUACUUUUCCCUCCGUUGCAGACGCAGUAUCUGUUUACUGCUUGUGCAGUCCAACCUGACCAGCAAGUGAUUCGAAGUUGCAGCCAAUAAAAAUCACCCAAGUUUUCGGAACGGGCACGGGAUACGGGAAAGUUAAAAAGACAAGGCAAUUUUUGACUGCCAAGAAAAAUACGAAAGGAAUGCGCUACCGAAUUUAUGAUGCUGGCUGACAACGUCAUCCUGCGUAAUUAAUGUAGAUGUAAAUGUUACCACGAACCGUGUCACAAACGCGCCUAAAACUUAUAUCAAAGGAAGUUUUGAAAAAGUGGAAGAUGAAUUUUCGUUUGGAACAUUCUCAUUGGGAAAUCAGGGCAACCUUUUCAGAAGUUCCGUUGCUCCUGAAAAGUUUCCACUGUAACGACCCGAAAAGUGGCGUUUCAUUUUACGGCUAUUCAGCCGGAAUUUCCGGGAAGCCGGCUUUUUGAAAAUGGUAACAUCCCCCUGUGUCUCUUCCUACAGAAGCGACUAAUAGUAAGCAUAGCUGACAGAGAUGAACUACAAACGAAACUACGGAGGUGUAAAGAACAGGUAUUGUUGAUUAGAAGCGUUACACUUUCAAAUAUUAACAACUGUUUCUUUUUCAUAUUUCAGUCUAUCUAAUAAGCCCCUCCUCUCUCUUAAUACACCCCUCUCCAAUGAGUUUCACUGUCACGCAACAAAAAAAUAAAUUGGAAACCGCCCAGUGGAAGAAGCCAAGAAAAUGAAAUGUUAUAAAAGACUAAUAUAUAAACAAUUUGUCCAAGUCUCAGGUCUUUGUGGCCCACAGUUCUGACAGUUUCUGAGUUAUUUGCCGAAACGUUUCACGCACCUUUGCAGAGCUUUGUAAGGAGACGCAGUAUUGGUGUAUCGUUUUGGUGCACCAAUAUGGCCGACGGAAAUCAACGAAAACAAACUGGAGUUCACUUUUUCUAUGAAAGCUCUUUCUUUUCACUCGAGAACUAGCAUACGUGCGAAUAGACUUAUCUUCUAAUACUUGAAAUGGUUAUACUGCUGAAAAUCAAGAGGAGAGACUUUUUUCAACGAGACAACAUUCCCGCUAUUUUGGUGUCACACACUGUGAAAACUCGGAAGUUCAAAUUGCUGUAUUUUCGAAAUGAAACAUGCUAAGGGAAUGGAAAGUUGCACAAAGAUUUACUUUUUCUUUAUCUUCAACCUAGUGUAAAUAAGAAUUCGUAAAACCCGGCUAUUUUAACUUUACAGUUUGAUGAAGUCACUGUGAAAACCAUCUAUAGUUUGCGAGAUUUAAUUUGUUACGCUACACAAUCCCUAAAUGUGUAAACAUAAUUCAUGGGCCGGUUGGGUCGACUUCUGGUUAAGUCCGUCUGCGAAAAAGCGCCGAAAUCCUUAUUCUGGUCCCCCACGAGGAUUUGAGUACUCGCCAUGAUUGGCCUGUUGAAAAAGCCAUCAUCAAUUUACCAAUCAGGAUGAAAGGAAAUUCGAAAUGAUAUUCCGGUAACUCGUUCAGUUCGUUGGGGGCCGAAAACAUGGAUAUUGGCGCCGCUUUGAAGACGUUUCUAGUUCAUGCUACUUAGAUUAGGUCUGCGACGCAGGCUGUGCUUUACGAAGAGUAUGUACCCAGUGUAGGAUCCAGGGGAGGGGCCCGAGGGGGCCACCCCCCUUAUUUUUAAACCAAACUGAGGCCCGAAGAAUCGAAAAAAAAUAUUUUUUUGAGACCGCGCCCCCCAUAUCUAAGGGCCUGGAUGACCGGACCCCCUCUUAUCUGAAGGUCUAGAUACACUACUGGUACCGCAGCAUAUUUCACAUUCAAUUUUCAGUAGCUUUUGAUUGUUGGGCUCCUCUCUUGUUUUCCUAUGAAACCGGACGACAGCUGUAUAAUAAUCCACCGGCCGUUUCUAACAAUCCCCCCUCAAAAAUGGUUGGAAAAUAUAAUUCCCUUCCACCCCAAGGGGUCGAGACUUACCAAAGAGUUUGCAGCACUUUUGAGAAUUAUCACCCUCAGGACAAGCAGGCAAAUAGUAAUAUAUCAAGCAUGAGACGCAGUGUUUCAUCACCAGAUGAAACACUGAGAAGAGAGUUGAAAAUACGACGCGCAGCGGAGUAGUUUUGAGGAACUUCGAGGUGUUUCAUCUGGUGAUGAAACAUUGCGUCUCAUGCUUGAUAUUACUUUUCAGACAAAAUGAUUUUAGAAGGAGAAAUUCAGGAUGCAAAAAUGAGCAGUUUUUCACCUGAUUUGCAAACACUUAUUAAACAUCAAUGUCCUUUGUAUUUUCUUUACGAAUUAUUAAUGACUUUGAGAAAGUAAAAAGAAAAAGUCGUUGUAUUCGACAACUCAAUCAGUGGAAAAUUAGUUAUUUCAAGAGCAGUACACCAUUACCCACCCUCUCUUGAAUUGUUUGCAUUUGACUUCAGAUUCAAAGACUGGAAGACACAUUAAGGAAACAAGCUUGUGGUUUAGUUCACAAUAAAAAACAGCAACGGCAGGAUGAAGAAGAAAUCAGGUGGAGUCAGGUAUGUAAAGAAGUCAGAGAUGGCCUUCACGGCUACAUCUGGACGACAUUUCGUUUUGCUAGGUUUGUAUUUGAUACUCAGCCCUGGCGGAACAAAAAUUCAUUUUGCAAGCGUUUCUUGACUUCAGAAUUGCCUUGA